Messenger RNA from Motacilla alba alba, 2074 nucleotides. It is a transcript of the gene SPSB4, whose product is annotated as splA/ryanodine receptor domain and SOCS box containing 4. Gene Ontology annotation, molecular function: protein binding. The record is from RefSeq and is a predicted model, not a curated record. The coding region runs from base 831 to 1652 and encodes 273 amino acids. Gene Ontology annotation, biological process: proteasome-mediated ubiquitin-dependent protein catabolic process; intracellular signal transduction. Lineage: Eukaryota; Metazoa; Chordata; Aves; Passeriformes; Motacillidae. The transcript has 3 exons. Gene Ontology annotation, cellular component: SCF ubiquitin ligase complex.
GGCGGCGAGACGCGGUGCUGAGAAAGUUUGCCGGUGCCCGAGGGCGACUUUGACGCGUGAGCGGGGGCUGCGGGGCCGGCCCGGCGCGUUCCGGCCGCGCCGCGCUCUGCGGGCGCCGGAGCCGCGCCGCGUCCGCGGGGGCCGGGCCGGGCCGGGGGGAAGGGGCGUUGCCAUCUGCUGUUAAUUCCGCGGUCAUUGGAUUAGUAACCAGCGGUGAUGAGAUCAGCGGGAUCGGCUUUCGCGAGGGGGCACGGCGCUCCCCAGCUGUGCCGGCUCUCGCAUGAGGCGGCGGCGGGCAGCGCAGGGGGAGGCAGCGCGCACAAAGCCCGGUAGCCGCCGCAGGCCGCCGCCCCCGGGCAGGGCUCCCGGGCGGCCCCGCCGCCCCGAGCCCCGCGGCCCCCCGGGCGCGGCGCCCGCCUCGCUCCGAGCCGCGGCUCCCCCCGGCCGCCCCGGCUCCUGUCGCCUCCCCGGGCAGCCGCAGGCAGCGGGCGGCGGGGAGCAGCCGCUGCUGGGCGGGCGCGCUCCGGGCGGGGGGCACGGGCUCCGAGCGCGGCGAGCUCGGCCACGGCGGUGCCGAGUUUGUUUACUUGUGCUUCGCGUCUCGUCCCCGGUAUCUCCUCUCUGCCGGCAUAGCGGAUCGGUGGCGGUGCCGGGCUGGGGGUUUAUGGAGCAUUUUUUACUCUGAAAACAUUGCUGCUAAAAAACUCCAAACAGGAGGACUAAAUCCGCUCAGCUUGUCAGGUCACUGGCUCAGUGUAACGGUGCUUCCAUGAGGUGACAUUGGGCCAAAGUCAACUUUUCUUUCUCCUUUGUAAACCUGCAGCCAAGCAAUGGGCCAGAAAAUCUCAGGGAGCAUAAAGUCUGUGGAUGUGAGGGAGCCCCCUUAUAGACCCGUGAAACGAGAGCUGAGAGGCCCGGAUUUCUGCAAGCCCGCGCGCCUGGACAUGCUGUUGGAUAUGCCCCCUGCCAAGCUGGAGGUCCAGUACAAACACGCUUGGAAUAACGAAGAUCGCUCGUUAAAUAUAUUUGUUAAGGAGGAUGAUAAACUGACUUUUCACAGACACCCUGUGGCCCAAAGCACAGAUUGCAUCCGGGGCAAGGUGGGCUACACGCGGGGCCUGCACGUGUGGCAGAUCCACUGGCCCACGAGGCAGCGGGGGACUCACGCCGUGGUGGGCGUCUCCACGGCCGACGCGCCGCUGCACUCGGUGGGAUACACGUCCUUGGUUGGUAGCAACAAUGAAUCCUGGGGCUGGGAUCUGGGGCGCAACAAACUCUACCACAACUGUAAAAACCAGCCCGGGGUCACGUACCCCGUCUUUUUGGAACCAGAUGAGUCUUUUGUACUCCCAGACUCCUUACUGGUGGUUUUGGAUAUGGAUGAAGGGACGCUUAGCUUCAUGGUCGAUGGACAAUAUCUUGGAGUGGCCUUCAGAGGACUAAAAGGGAAAAAACUUUACCCCAUAGUCAGUGCAGUUUGGGGGCACUGUGAAAUUACAAUGAGAUACAUCAACGGACUUGACCCGGAACCCCUGCCUUUAAUGGACUUGUGCCGAAGAUCAAUUCGUUUUGCUCUUGGCAGAGACCGCCUGCAUGACAUAGAAAUUCUACCUUUGCCUCUGUCUCUGAAAAAUUAUUUACAGUACCAAUAAGAAAUCUAGAACCCUCUGGCCUCACAUUGGACUUCAUCAAUGCAAAUGGCAGAAAAUUGUUUACAGCAAAAUAUAAAUCUUUGUGAUGGACACUGAAGUGUUAUUUAAUUUUUAAUAUAUGUAUUUUUUUCUGAACCAGUGAAAGCAGAUCACUGUGGGGGACUACUAAAGAAUGUGAAAACAUUGAUUUGAUUGAGGUUCAUGUGUUACCUGUUGCCUUUUGUGUUUACAGUCCUGAAGGCUAUAAUUCUCAUCUCUCAUACACUGUUUGGUUUAUCUUUGUUGCUUCUGGUAAAUGCCAAUAGAAAAUCUGACCUGCAAGAUUCAGUGUCCUACAGGCAGAGAAUUUUUCAAUAUUAUGAUUUUAAUUUUUCUUUCUCUCUCCUACACUUUACCUCAAUAAACAAAAAUAAAUUAGCAAA